AUGAGUAGUAAACCACCUCAAACCGUCAAAAAACGGCUCGUGAGAAAUACUGAGCUACCUCCUCGCAAAACUAUAGUAAUCAAGGAGAGCCAAAGCUCUACUAAAGAGCUAUCAGCAAAAAGUGAUGUCCCUAAAUCUGGCAGAGCGAAAUCCACUUCUUCAGAAUCUCAACUAAAACUUGAUAAACCAGAGCUACAGUCUACAUUGAAGCUAUCCAAAAAAAUUGACGAUAUUGUAAAUGCCAGAAGAACAAAAAGCUGUUCAGACGUUGAUCCAAAGAAAUUGGCUGUUGAUGAAAAGAUCUCUAGACAAGUUAACUUCCCAUAUGAUAAACCUAUUUAUAAGGGUCUUAUUCCUUUAACUUCAGAGAAGUACCCAUCACAACCAAUGACUUCAUCUAGACCUCCUUUGCUCCAAAAAGAUAAGGAACCUUUGCUAUCAGAUUUUGUUGAACUAAAAAAGAAUUGUAAUUAUUAUUUUUUGCCAAGUGUUAAUAUAGAAAAUACAAUGAAUGUUGUAGGAUGUGAUAAUUUAAGACUGUAUAGGAUAUUAGGAAAAAAUAGCUUGGAUAAAUAAUAAGGGGUAGAAGUAAGCAAACAGGUUAGGUUAAUUAUAAUACAGAAAUAAAAUAUUUUACAUAAAAAUCUGAAGAUUUUCUUUAAAUUGGUUUCCUUUUAACUCUGGUAUAUUUGCUAAAGUGAAUGCUUAGCAGUUAUUUAAGAGUAGCCUAAGCCGGCUCCGUCUGCGUGGGAAUAGUGUAGUCACUCAUUUUGCGUUAGUGUGAAGGAAAUUGGUUUCAGAAAACAAAAUGCAAUAUUCAAUGUAAUGGAACAAUUACUUUGCCAAUGGACAUUUUUUUAUUCAACAUUUUAAUACAAUAAUAAAAGAG
Acanthoscelides obtectus is the source of this 889-nucleotide messenger RNA. NCBI's taxonomy places the organism in Eukaryota, Metazoa, Arthropoda, Insecta, Coleoptera, Chrysomelidae. The record is from the annotation of a GenBank genome assembly.